UUAAAGAGACCCAAAAACAUCUCAAAAAUGAGAUGUGUUUUUUUGCUUUUUUUAUCUCAAUAACUUGUGUUAUAUAUUGUUGUCCUGAAAGACGAUUGUUUUAAAAUCUCAAACGCACAAAAAAACGAAGUGCAAAAUGGAGUCCUUAUCUCAUAAUUACAAGAAAAGAUCUUGUAAUUAUCUGCUUCUGUAUAACAUAAUCCAAUUUUAUAAAAAAAAAAAAAGAAUUUAAAAUAUUUUAAAAAAAAUAAAUAUAUAAUCAUUUGGGACCUCCGGGACUCCGUACAUUAUGGAUUUUGUGGAUUUUUUCUUUUCUUUUCAUUUCAGGGGAAUGUUGUUUGACAUUUCAGAGCCACCAUAGAAGAAGAAGCCGCAACAUAACUGAAAAAUUACAGAAAAAUUGGGGAAAGAAGCAAAACAUUUGAAUAUUUAUUUGAACGGUAAACUCCUGUAAGACUUCUUCUUCUUCUUCUUCUUCUUCGUCUGUUUGUAUAAUUAUCAUUCAGACGUUAAAGUCCUCUCAUGUCAGUUUUGGGGGUUUUUAGCCUCCAUGUGUGAAGGCACUUCUCCACCUCCCUGUGAACUCACUGUAAACAAACCGACCUCAUGAAUAUUAAUCAGUGGGCGGGGUCUGUCGGUGGAUAUUACCCAGCCUCCUGCGGGGCCGCUGAAGUGCUGUCCGGGCUCCAGCUGCAGCCAGUCGGGCUCCAGACCGUGUUCAGCGGAGACGAUAAUAAAGAGAAUCAGGACAAUAGCAGACAAAAGGUUUCCGUGCAGGAAGGAGGCAGGACGUCGUCUUUACUGUCAGGACUUUGUGGGGAUCUUUUUUUUUUUUUUUUUGGAAAGAAAAGCUUGUGCAUGUCCCAUCCGGAGGAGUAUAAACCCGGAGCGGAGGGUCGCACCGACUUCCAGUGAACCCCCGAGAGCCGCCAGGCAGCAGCCCGCCGCCGGUAUGACCCUCACCCGGAGCCCCGUCCUCCUCCUCCUCCUCCCCGCUGCCUUCAGCCUGCAGCUCCUGCUGCUCUCCGCCCGCAUCAAGGUUUCUUCAGCUUCAGGACACUUUGAGUUUCAGAUUUUGUCGAUGCAGAAUGUUAACGGGCAGCUGCAGAGCGGCGCCUGCUGCGACGGAUCCCGGGACGCGACGGAUCGGCGCUGCACGACGGACGAAUGCGACACCUACUUCCGCGUCUGUCUGAAGGAGUACCAGCUGAAGGUGUCCUCGGCCGGGCCCUGCAGCUUCGGCACCGCCUCCACGCCCGUGCUCGGUGGGAAUACCUUUUCUUUACGCAACGCCAAGAGCGACAAAGCCAGGAUCGUGCUGCCGUUCAGCUUCGCGUGGCCGAGGUCGUACACGUUGAUCGUGGAAGCUUUGGACUUCAACAACGACUCGUCCUCCGGCGGCGUCGGCGGGGCGGUGAUCGAGAAAGCCGUCCACUCUGGGAUGAUCAACCCGAGCCGGCAGUGGCAGAGCCUGAAGCACAACGGCCCCGUGGCUCAGUUCCACUUCCAGGUCCGUCUCAGCUGUGACGAGCACUACUACGGCUUCGGCUGCAACAAGUUCUGCCGCCCGCGAGACGACUUCUUCGGACACUACGAGUGCGACCACAACGGCAACAAGACGUGCCUGGAGGGCUGGUCCGGUCCAGAUUGCAACACUGCGAUCUGCAGGCAGGGCUGCAGCACUGAACAUGGAUCCUGUAAAGUUCCUGGAGAGUGCAAGUGUCUGUAUGGCUGGCAGGGUGAGUACUGUGAUCAGUGCAUCCCUCAUCCCGGCUGUGUUCACGGCAGCUGUGUGGAGCCCUGGCAGUGUCUCUGCGACACCAACUAUGGAGGACAGCUGUGUGACAAAGAUUUGAACACGUGCAGGACGCGUCAGCCAUGUUUGAACGGAGGAACCUGCAGCAACACGGGACCUGAUAAAUACCACUGCUCCUGUCCCGACGGCUUCUCCGGCGUCAACUGUCAGAGAGCUGACCACGCCUGUCUGUCCGACCCCUGCUUGAACGGAGGCAGCUGUGUGGAAACCAGUCAGGGGUUUGAGUGUCGCUGCGCCGCCGGAUGGACCGGACCGUCCUGCUCCAUCAAUGUGGACGAGUGUCUGGUGAACCCCUGCAGUCACGGAGGAACCUGCCAGGACCUGAUCAACGGAUUCAAGUGCACCUGUCCUCCUCAGUGGACCGGAAAGACCUGCCUCAUCGACGCCAACGAGUGUGCAGAAAACCCCUGCGUCAACGCCAACUCCUGCCGCAACCUGAUUGGAGGAUACUUCUGCGAGUGCCUCCCGGGUUGGACGGGCCAGAACUGCGACAGCAAUAUUAACGACUGUCGAGGUCAGUGUCAGAACGGAGCCACAUGCAAGGACCUGGUCAACAGUUAUAAAUGUGUGUGCGCUCCGGGUUUCGGCGGCGAACACUGUGAGAAAGACGUGGAUGAGUGCACCAGCGGGCCGUGCCUCAACGGCGGCCGUUGCCAUGACGAGGUCAACGGCUUCCACUGCCUGUGUCCACCUGGUUUCUCUGGACGACGCUGUCAGCUGGAUAUCGAUUACUGCCUCCACGGCCCGUGUCAAAACGGCGGCCAGUGUUUCAACCUGGCGGCCGACUACGUCUGUAAAUGUCCCGAAGACUACGAGGGCAGGAACUGCUCGCGCCUGAAGGACCACUGCCGCACCACGCCCUGCAAAGUGAUUGACAGCUGCACGGUGGCGGUGGCGUCUAAUAGCACUCCGGGUGGGGUGCGUUUGAUUUCGUCCAACGUGUGCGGCCCCCACGGGCGGUGCCGGAGCCACGCCGGCGGACAGUUCAGCUGCGAGUGUGAGGAAGGAUUCACCGGCACCUACUGUCACGAGAAUAUUAAUGACUGUGAGAGCGCCCCCUGUCUGAACGGAGGAACCUGUAUUGAUAAAGUCAGUCAGUAUCAGUGUAUCUGUGCUGAAGGCUGGAACGGCCCCACCUGCCAGAACAACAUCGAUGACUGCAGCUCCGCUCCCUGUCAGAAUCGAGGCGUCUGUCGAGAUCUGGUCAACGACUUUUACUGCGAAUGUAACAACGACUGGAAGGGAAAGACCUGUCACUCAAGAGAGAGUCAGUGUGACGAGGAGACCUGUAACAACGGAGGAACCUGCUACGACGAAGGAGACACCUUCAAGUGUCUGUGCCCUGCAGGCUGGGAGGGAACCACCUGUAACAUCGCAAAGAACAGCAGCUGUCUGCCGAGUCCCUGCGAGAACGGAGGAACCUGCGUGGUGAACAGAGACUCCUUCAGCUGCGUCUGUAAGGACGGCUGGGAGGGCGCCACCUGCAGCCACAAUGCCAACGACUGCAGUCCUCAACCCUGUUAUAACAGCGGGACCUGCGUCGAUGGAGACAACUGGUAUCGGUGUGAAUGUGCUCCGGGGUUCGCUGGUCCAGACUGCAGGAUCAACAUCAAUGAGUGCCAGUCGUCUCCCUGCGCCUUCGGUUCCACCUGCGUGGAUGAAAUCAACGGUUACCGCUGCGUCUGUCCGCCAGGAAGAACCGGCGCUCGCUGCCAAGAAGUGUCGGGGAGGUCCUGUGUGGUCGGCGGGCUCGUCGCUCUGGAUGGAAGCAGAUGGGACGAAGACUGCAACAGCUGCCGCUGUCUGAACGGGAGAAUCUCCUGCACAAAGCUGUGGUGCGGACCGAGACCUUGUAACCUCCACGGUAAGACUCGCGGCUCAGAGUGUCCGGCCGGUCAGACCUGCGUCGCCGUCCGGGACGAGAGCUGCUUCGUCAAGCCGUGUCCCAGCCAGGGCGAAUGCUGGAGCCCCGCCCACCGGGCCCCGCCCACAGCCAGGUGUCAUCCGGAGAGCAGCUGCGCCAACGUCACCUUCACCUUCAACAAGGACGUCAUGGCGAAGGGCGUGACGGUGGAGCAGGUGUGUCGUGAACUCAGGAGCCUCUACGCCGUCAAGAACCUGUCGUCCGACUCCUCCGUCUCCAUGACCUGCGAGCCGUCACUCAGUGCCAACAACGAGAUCCACGUAUCCAUCUCGACGGAGGACCAGCCGAGAGGCAUGACCUUCGUCAAGGAAAUCACAGACAGGAUCAUGGAUCUGGUCAGUAAGAGGAGCGCCAACAGUUCCAUCAUCAGCGCCAUCGCGGAGGUUCGCAUCCAGAGACGACAAAACCUCAAUCCCAAUGCAGACCACCUCGUGCCGCUGCUGGUUUCCGCGGUGAUCAUCAUCUGGGCUUUGGCGGUUGCUUCGAUGUUGCUGUGGUGCGUCAGGCGGCGGCGAAAGCAGAGCGCCCACACAGGGGUCAGCACCCAGGCCUCGGCGGCGGCGGCGGCCCCGACGGCCGAGGACAACAACGCCCUCCACAACAGCGUCGUCAGCGCCGCCCGCGAGCAGCUCAACCACAUCAAGAACCCCAUCGAGAAAAACCCGCAGCACCACCUCCUCAUCCAUCACCACCUCUACGAAGACAAGAACUCCGUCAACGCCAAGAUCAGGAAGUCAGACACGGGGAGCCUGUCGGAGGAGGAGGAGGUGGACAAAAGGCUGCAGAAGGCCAGGUUCCCCCGAGCACCACCGGCGUACUCGCUGGUGGAUCGGGAGGACCGACCCCCCCACCACCACCACACGACAGGCAGACCCCCACACUGGACUAGUAAACAGGACAACAGGCAACUGCAUUCGCAGAGCGUAAACAGGAUGGAGUACAUUGUAUAGCCAACGGGGCUCACGAUGGCUGGACUUUUGUGACCUGCUGGGGGUGUUUUUGGUCAUUUUUUUUAGUCUUUUUUAUGUUACUUUUUUGUACAGAACUGAAAUUUCCAGAUGGAUUUUUGCUGUUUAAUUUAUGUUUUGACUGACACUGGCCUGAACGGUCCACUGCGGUUGGCUGGAUCUCCGAUUUUUGUGGACACCGUAAAACAACAGAAUCUGGACAGGAGCGUUGCUACGUUGCAUCCUAAACGCCUCACGAUCACUAUCUCACAUUCAACAAUGAGUUUUGUAUUUGAAUGACGAAUUUGGAAAAAAAAAAAUUAUUUAUUUUGUUGGGGGGUUUUUUUUCGGAAGGAGAAAAUUAAGUGAGUCAGCAGUCGCUGCCAAUAUGAAGAAUCGUCCACGUCGAAUGUUCAGAUGUGUACAUAAUUUUUUAAUUAAUCAUUGUGUAUAUUUGAUUUAUUAACUUAAUCAUCAAGAGCCUUAAGAUAUUUCUUUUUUUAUUUAUGAGUAUUGUUUAGAGUUGAAUGUUCAGCAGCUUUGUAAGCUCACGACUUCUUGAUGGAAAUAUUGUUUUUCUGAUAUAUUUUUCGUCAAAUGCCAAAAGUGUUCUUGAAAGAAUAGUUUUUAUUUUUAGCCGUUUUUGGAUCUGGGCAUUUUUUGUGCCUCAACUAAAUGUUUUGUUCAAUCGUCUGUCGUUUGAUGCAGUUUUGUCGGUAUGUUUGCCAAGAUGUAAAAGUACUUCACAUGGAAAUGGAAAGGGAGCGGGGGGGGGGGGGUGAGUGAUGGCGGGUUAGAGGCUCAUUGUGCUGCUGCAGGGUCUUUAUACAAACCAACAGCCUUUUUUUUUUCUUCCUGCUGCGGUCGGGAAGAAGGUACCAGAUACACCAGGCCAGCACUGAGAGGCUCAGGAAGAGCUUCUACCCUCAGGCCACUGGGAUCCUAGACGAGGUCACUGCCUCAGACUGCCCCCCCCCCACCCCCCCUUCCCUUCGUACAUUUUCACUUUAGUGUUUUUUUGGACCUUGAGAAAUAAAAGUCUUUGUGUUUGUUCCUGUCAGUACUGUAUUAUUAUUUAAAUUAUACUUCCUAAAAACAUGUUAUUGUGCAGGAGGUUCAACUUCAGAAUCUAAAUCAUUGUUCCGUUUUUUUUAACAUCAACUGUUUUGAUUUAAAACGAACUGCAAAGGAACGUAGCAGCCGCGAUUAAUCGGCAUGGCAACCCAGAAUAAUAAAUAAUAAAUGGUUGUGACUAACUAGCUUAUCCAGACACAUUAUCUGCACGUUAGUGUGGCUGAAAUGUGAAGUCAAUGAUCAUAGAUAGGUCAGCUGACUCUCUAGCUGUUUGCUAAACUAAAGCAAAUUUUGCAAAAUUUAAAUUGUAACACAAUUAAGAGCAGAGUUUUAUGAGACAAUAAAGAACAGGCUAACAGAUAAUAUGUUGCCUCCAGAAAAAGCACAAGAUCAUUUAUGUUUCUCAGACUCGACAGGAAAUUUGUUUUGUUUCUGCUUUUUACUAAACUAUCAGGUAAGACAGUCAAUAAUAAUAAUCAAUAAUAAUCACUAUAAUAAACACAAAGUCUGAUUCUACAUCAUCACUAAAGAUUUGUACUUUCUUUGAAAUGUUCAGAAAUAAAAAUGGUUAAUUUAAAGGAAAAUUCCAGUUUAUUUCAACCUGACGUAUUUCCCAUAAUGGUGGUCAGUGACUCUGGGACCAUGAGGGAAAAAAAGGUUAAAUUCUCCUGGAUGCAGUAGACGGCUGGUGAAUCUCAGAGGUUAGCACCACAGUUAGCAUGAUCCAUACGGCUGCAACAGCCACAUUUAUGGAAAAUUGUCAAGUUGAAAUAAACUGGCAUUUUCAUUUAAGGCUACAUGGAUAAAGACUAAACUACCAAAACGUUAGCUAGACGUUAAUUGUGACUUGGUUUCAGCUAGCACCAACAUAAAUGAUCUUAGUUUGCAAAGAGAACUGAUUCUUCAGCUCCACCCGCUGAUAUUUAACGUACGUGGUGUUUGGUUUAGUUUUGGGUCCGUUCCAGGUUUAUUAAAUAACUGGAUUUGCUGAUCUUAUCAUUGGCUAAUCAGCUGAUCACAUCCUGUCAUGUCAGACUUUCAUUCACAUUAGCUCAGUAAUUGAACUUGAUCAAUUUCAUUUUUUAAAUCAGAAUCUUGAGUAUUUGGAGCAAUAAGAUAUAGAUGAAAUAAGA
Molecule: messenger RNA, 6894 nt
Organism: Thunnus maccoyii (southern bluefin tuna)
Lineage: Eukaryota; Metazoa; Chordata; Actinopteri; Scombriformes; Scombridae
Product: protein jagged-1a-like
Exons: 26
Coding region: 953-4690 (1245 amino acids)
Biological process (GO): multicellular organism development; cell communication; Notch signaling pathway
Cellular component (GO): membrane
Molecular function (GO): calcium ion binding; Notch binding
Source: RefSeq, a predicted model, not a curated record